Molecule: messenger RNA, 1509 nt
Organism: Stegostoma tigrinum
Lineage: Eukaryota; Metazoa; Chordata; Chondrichthyes; Orectolobiformes; Stegostomatidae
Product: cation channel sperm-associated protein 2-like
Exons: 12
Coding region: 1-1509 (502 amino acids)
Biological process (GO): fertilization; monoatomic ion transport; transmembrane transport
Cellular component (GO): membrane; CatSper complex
Molecular function (GO): calcium-activated cation channel activity
Source: RefSeq, a predicted model, not a curated record
AUGGACACAUUGGAACUAAUUCAAGAAAGAAAAGGAGUUUCCCAGAUCCAUUCAAAGGAAAACCCUCGGGCUGAAAUUAUCCGAGCAAAACUCAUUCAGGAUUUUAAUCUAUUGGACCAUUUACAAGGAUUGGUCAUCAAUGACCCUAAAUAUAACAUGAAUGAUGUUAAAGAUCCAAAGGUGCUGAACAAGUUGAUGGUAGAAGAUCCUCUGCAAUUGGUCCGCUUUGAUUUUAAUCCAGUUCGAAACGUAAAUGUUUCGCCAAAUUACAGACAGAGAAACUGUCUUCAGAAUCGUUAUGUCAAGUACCCACCACUCAACAUGUGGGCGCAAUGGAUCCUGGACAGUUCAUUUUUCAGAAACCUUAUUCUGUAUCUUAUUAUCCUCAACACUAUUGUAUUUGGUGUUUUAGUAGAUGUUGCUGACAAACCAGGACCAAAGUUCCAUGCUGUAAUGACCAUGUUAGUGAUCAUCGACUGGUGCAUUCUUUCAGUUUUGACAUCUGAAAUCAUUCUCAGGUGGCUUUAUGAUUUUGUAAAUUUUUGGAAAAGUGGCUGGAACGUGUUUGACUUGACCGUCCUAAUUACGUCUCUAGUUCCAGAGGUUGUUAAAGGAACUAAUCUCAAAACCAGCAUUGAACUACACUUCUUGAAAGUUACUCGGAUCUUCAGAGCUUUACGUUCUUUAAAAAUGAUGAGAAGAUUUCAUCAAGUGCGGUUGAUUUUAUUGGCUAUUACAAAAGCGUUUAAGACAAUGACAUUCAUCCUGCUGUUGGUGUUGAUAUUUGCUUACAUGUUUGCAGUGGUUGGAGUGUCACUUUUUCGUACUUACACUGAAUCUGACAAACCAGGACUUAUUUACCACUCAUCUUUUAGGGGUAUCCUGCACACAUUACAGACCCUCUUCCAGUUAUUUACCUUGGACCAUUGGUAUGCUCUGCUCACCGACAUAUGGCAGGUUGAUGAAAUUGACAAAAUUGCAAGUGGGAUAUACAUAAUGCUCUGGAUCCUGAUCGGUUCCUUCAUUUUCAGAAAUAUAAUUGUUGGGAUAAUGGUGAGCAAUUUUCAGUCCAUAAGGAAGGAUCUAGCAACACAAAUUAAACAGCUUGAAACCCAACGAAAAGCAGACCAUUUUAAACUACAGAUGAUGCAGAGGAGAUUGAGUCCAGAAAUUAGCGUAAAAGAUAUUCUGAACAAAGGAGAGAGACCAUCAGAAUCUGAAAUAACUCACAUGAGUGAAAUGGAUUUUAGAUCAAGCAGCCAUGCGAGUCAUUCAAGUGAUAUGUCUUACAAAGCUGGCAAAGAUUGGGAGAGCUAUGUUCGUAAAAACAUAAAGCUGAUGCAAAGUAAUUUAGCAAGAGAGAAGGUCAUCUGGCCCAGAGAUUCUUUGUUCCAUUACUACGAGCUACUAGAACAGCUGCAAUACAAUCUGUGUGAACGGAAGAAACUACAAUUUCUUGCAGAGCUGAGCUGCACACUUUGGACCCCAAAUAUGGAGGAUGUGCUAUGA